AUGGAGGAGUACUUUUCUUUUCCAGUUCCAGAAGAGGACUUCGCGUGCAUUGACACUCUUAAUAGAGAUCAACGACAUGCGUACAACAUAAUUAUGGAUGCUGUAAUUUCAAAAACAGGUGGAGAUUUUUUCGUUGAUGGUCCAGGAGGUACUGGCAAAACAUUCUUAUACAGAGCACUCUUUGCAAUUGUAAAAGGAAGUGCUGAAAUUGUCGUUCAAACACCAACAUCUGGAAUUGCAGCGACAUUAUUGCGUCAAGGAAGAACAUCACACUCAACUUUUCAGCUCCUAUUACAACCUGAUAGCAACUCAACUUGCUCAUUCACCAAGCUUUCCAAAACUGCCACUUUACUAAAGCACUCUGCCAUAACUAUAUGGGAUGAGGCUCCAAUGACACACAAAUAUCAUUUUGAAGUCGUUGAUCGUUCGCUGAAAGACUUAAUGGAAAAUGACUUUUUCAUUUGGAGGAAAAAUUAUUGCCUUUGGUGGUGA
Molecule: messenger RNA, 492 nt
Organism: Beta vulgaris subsp. vulgaris (sugar beet)
Lineage: Eukaryota; Viridiplantae; Streptophyta; Magnoliopsida; Caryophyllales; Amaranthaceae
Exons: 1
Coding region: 1-492 (163 amino acids)
Biological process (GO): DNA repair; telomere maintenance
Molecular function (GO): DNA helicase activity
Source: RefSeq, a predicted model, not a curated record